Molecule: messenger RNA, 2723 nt
Organism: Oryzias latipes (Japanese medaka)
Lineage: Eukaryota; Metazoa; Chordata; Actinopteri; Beloniformes; Adrianichthyidae
Gene: postnb
Product: periostin, osteoblast specific factor b
Biological process (GO): extracellular matrix organization; cell adhesion
Cellular component (GO): extracellular matrix
Molecular function (GO): cell adhesion molecule binding
Source: RefSeq, a predicted model, not a curated record
AUGAAGCUCCUCUUAGCAGCUGCACUCUUUGUACUCUACACCUUUGACUCUGCUGACUCUUCAGCUUAUGACAAAAUUCUUACCCACAGUCGCAUCAGGGCAAAAAAAGAAGGACCCAAUGUCUGUGCCCUCCAGCAAGUUAUGGGGACCAAGAAGAAGUAUUUCAGCACUUGCCGCAAUUGGUACCAUGGAGCCAUCUGUGGAAAGAAAGCAACUGUGCUUUAUGAGUGCUGCCCAGGCUAUAUCAAGCUGGACGGCAUGCGUGGUUGUCCUGCAGUUGCCCCGAUCGACCAUGUUUACGGGAGCUUGGGUAUAGUGAAAGCGUCAUCAACUCAAAAGUAUGCAGACAUUUCUAAAGUGAGACCUGAGAUUGAGGGAUCUGGAUCUUUCACUUUCUUUGCUCCCAGCAACGAAGCCUGGGAGCUGUUGGACGAGGAUGUGAGGAAUGCGCUGGUUAGCAAUGUCAACAUUGAACUGUACAAUGCUCUGCAUUAUCACAUGGCCAACAAACGUCUUCUUACCAAAGAUUUGAAAAAUGGAAUGACAAUCACCUCCAUGUACAAUGACCUUGAUCUCCACAUAAACCAUUAUUCCAAUGGGGUGGUGACUGUAAACUGUGCUAGGAUAAUCUCUGGAAACCAGAUUGCCACCAAUGGAGUGGUGCACGUCAUUGACCGUGUCAUUAGUGCAAUUGGUAACAGCAUGCAGGAUGUCAUUGAGGUGGAGGAUGACUUGACUACUCUGUCUGACCUUGCCCAAACCAGUGGAUUGUUGGAGAAACUGGGUCAGCCGGGACAUUACACUCUUUUUGCCCCCACCAACGACGCUUUUGAUAAACUAGGCAGUGAUGUCUUAGAAAGACUUCAGAGUGAUAAAGAGGUCCUCAAAGCUCUUCUGAGUUUCCAUCUCCUGGACUCAGUCCAGUGCUCUGAAGCCAUCAUGGUUGGAAGCUCGUAUGAGACCCUGGAGGGAAACAGCAUCGAAAUUGGCUGCGACGGGGACAGCUUGACAGUGAACGGAGUCAAAAUGGUUCUGAAAAAAGACAUUGUUACUAAAAACGGUGUCAUUCAUCUCAUUGACCAAGUACUCCUUCCAGACUCUGCCAAGCAGGUCAUGGAACUGUUGGGAAGUUCCCAGUCAACCUUUGGUGACAUGAUUUCUGAGCUGGGCAUUUCUACCAGCAUGGCGUCGGACGCUGAGUACACCUUCUUGGCUCCUCUCAAUGAUGUGUUCACUGAUGAAGUCAUGUCUAUAGAUCAAGAUGAUCUCAGGGUUAUCCUGGAGAACCACGUCUUUAAGAAUAAGAUCAUGCUGGGACAACUGUACAACGGCCAGCUGCUGGAGACCAUUGCAGGAAAAACCCUCAGGGUCUUUAUCUAUCGCACGGCUGUGUGCAUCGAGAAUUCUUGUCUGAUCCGAGGAACUAAAGAGGGAGCCAAUGGGGCCCUUCAUCUCAUGAAGACUCUGCUGAAACCUGCAGCCAAAACAAUGUUUGAGAUUCUGAAACAAAAUGGAAAUUUUAAGAUCUUUUUGUCUCUGAUGGAAGCCGCUGGGUUGACUGACGUGCUGAGGCAGGAGGGAAGCUUCACUCUUUUUGCCCCAAGUGAUAAGGCAUUUGCCAGCCUGGCCACUAGAGAUCUUGAGUUGCUGAAGAGUAAUAAGAACGCCCUAAAAACCAUCCUUUUGUAUCACCUCACAAAUGCUGUGUUUGUCAGUGGGGGACUGGAGGUUGGAGUGACUAACCUUCUGAAGUCUCUGCAAGGCAGCAGCCUCAAGCUGAUUUUUGCAAACAGCACUACCCAAGUCAAUUCUGUCAAAGUCCCAGAAGCUGACAUCAUGGCCACAAAUGGUGUGGUUCACUUUGUCAACCAGGUUCUGUACCCCGAAGAUAUGCCUGUGGGAAGCCAGGAUCUGCUCAUGGUGCUGAGGAAGCUUGUUACAUACAUACAAGUAAAGUACAUUGCAGGUUUCAAAUAUCAGGAAAUACCACUGACCUUUAUGAAGACGAUUGUGACACAUGUUGUCAAGGAAGGUGAACCCAGCACCAUCAUGACCACCAGGGUUGUUAAAAGUGGAUCUAAACCCAGGCUUUUUAAGGAGGAAGCCUUUAGCACAGGCAGAGUCACAGGUGGCCUAAGGCACACAGGCGGGGUUCCACGACCAACAAGCUAAAAAAUAUUAAGAAGAACUCCUCCUCGAAGGGUUUUAGGUGACGUAGGAGAAGAAGAGCCUUGGUUCUGAGCAUGGACACAUGAGGAGAUCCGUCUUAAAAUGGAGGAGACAGACGUCGAAAUCAAUGGUUGAAACUUGUGUUGUAAUGCUUGUCUACCCAAAGUGUCAGACUUUAAAUACAAUGUCCUGCCUGUAACUGAUAAAAAAGAAAAAUCCAUCAGUACGCAUUUCCAAUGGUGCUACAAUUGUAUAUAUAUACUGUAUAUUAUUGAAUGUUUAACUUCACUGCAUGCUACCUGCUCCAGUGAAUAAUUUCCAUCAACUUUUUCAAACUUUUGCUUGAUAAAAUUUUGAAAAAGAAGACUUUAAAUUUCAUCAUUACAAUACCACAUAUGUUUUCAUAUUGUUUUGUUUUCAGUCCUCUCUGUAAGACAUUUUUAAGUGUAAUCGUUGUUCUAAUCAGGCAAUUGCAUCAUUUAGGUCAAGGUCAAAUGUUGAAGAUGAUUGCAUCUAUUUUACAGGCGUUCUCCAAUAAAGUGCUUUCAAAGAGA